Molecule: messenger RNA, 3241 nt
Organism: Caretta caretta (loggerhead turtle)
Lineage: Eukaryota; Metazoa; Chordata; Testudines; Cheloniidae
Gene: LETM2
Product: leucine zipper and EF-hand containing transmembrane protein 2
Biological process (GO): intracellular monoatomic cation homeostasis
Cellular component (GO): mitochondrial inner membrane
Molecular function (GO): ribosome binding
Source: RefSeq, a predicted model, not a curated record
GGUUCUUUGCCCUAGUUCUGUCCAUGAGGCAGUUUAGACCAAGUCGCUUCUUGGAGCGGAAGACGGGACUCGUGCUGGUGCUUGGGGACCCUGCCCGGACAGGCACGGCGGAGAGCUGAAGGGCUGUGAAGUUUGCCGUGCGGCAUGCCUGCUCCGCUAUGCCUCUGCCAGGGGAAGCUGGCUUGCUCCCGCGCCCCUCCUGCGCUUCGGGGAAAGCGAGGCAUGAGCUGCCCAGCAGUGGGCGUGUGGGAACAUACAACCGAUCAUUCCAGGGCAACAUGGCGUUCUACAGCUGUAACAUAGUCCUUGCAAUAGCCAGGUCAAGUUUCAGAGGCCCUCAUCUUCUUGUGCACUCCAGCUGUUCUCCAUAUUCCUCAUCAGUUGCAUUUGUCCAACUAGUGGAUUCUCAUUUAAACCGAAUUUACAUGAAAGACUCUGAAAACCAGCAGUUACUGUACUGCACACAGCUGGCCCCUGGACUACCUCACCUACGAACUAAAGCAGUGCGAACACUGCACACCUCUGCUUACUGGCAUCAAGAGCUCAAAGAUGAAUCUCAGCUGCACCAAAGUACAAUAAACCAGGACAAUGAGCAUGCUAAAACUCUGUCAGACCAAAGCACAGAGACUGGUGUGGAGAAAAAGUCUUUACGCCAAAGAAUUGUGGAUGAACUGAAACAUUAUUACAAUGGAUUCCACUUGCUUUGGAUUGACACGAAGGUCGCUGCCAGGAUGGUAUGGAGGCUGCUACAUGGUCAGGUUCUCACUAGAAGAGAGAGGCGAAGGCUACUGAGGACGUGUGCUGAUCUCUUCCGGCUGGUUCCCUUCUUGGUGUUCAUCAUUGUGCCCUUCAUGGAGUUCCUGUUACCUGUAUUUCUGAAACUCUUUCCUGAAAUGUUGCCCUCAACUUUUGAGACGGAAUCAAAAAAGGAAGAAAAACAGAAAAAGAAACUAAGCGCCACAUUAGAGCUGGCAAAAUUCCUGCAGGAGACUAUUACAGAGAUGGCCAGAAGGAACAAAGCAGAUACGGGAGAGGCCACCAAGCAGUUCUCUUCCUAUGUGCAACAGGUUCGUCAUGCUGGCCACCAGCCCAGCACCCAGGAGAUUGUGCGCUUCUCCAAGCUUUUUGAGGAUGAGCUGACCCUUGAACACUUAGAACGGCCACAGCUGGUAGCCCUCUGCAAACUGCUUGAACUACAGCCCAUUGGCACCAAUAACCUACUCCGCUUCCAGCUUUUGAUGCAGCUCAGGUCUAUAAAAGCAGAUGAUGAAAUGAUUGCUAAGGAAGGUGUUAAUGGGCUAAGUGUGUCCGAACUGCAGAGUGCGUGCAGGGCCAGAGGAAUGAGAUCACUGGGUCUCACAGAGGAACAGCUGAAAGAACAACUCAGUCAGUGGCUAGAUCUACAUCUAAAGGAGAAUGUUCCUCCUUCUCUGCUGCUGCUUUCUCGUGCCUUGUACUUGAUAGACGUGAAGCCGAAACCCAUUCAGGUGUCACAGAAUGAGGUUCGGGUUAGUGACGCUGCUGCAGAAACAUCAGUUCUUGAACCUAAAGAAACCUUAGUGGAUUCUGCACCCAUUGUGCAAGGAAGAAAGGGAGAAGAAUUUAUAUCACAGCCAUCAGAGAAGUUACCAGUCCCUGGAGUAUCUGUCAAGCCUCCUCCAGGAGAGACCAAAAUGGAGGCAUCUCAAAGCAGCAAGGCCAGUGCCAAUGGAGUCUAGCCCUGCGCCAGCAAGGACCAUGGAACAAGGGCACCGACAGGGGAAGACUCCAUUCCUCUGAACCUCGUCUGACCCAACAACUGGGUGAGCAGUGUGUUCACAGGCUCCCUCCCACACCAAGGCUUUCAGCUGUCCCCAGGGGGCCUUAUCAAUCAAUUCCAGAUUGUUUUAUUAGCAGCGAGAACAUACAAAGGACACAUCCCAUUUAAAAUACCCUCUAUAAAUUAAGUUAUAUUGUAAAUAUGUAAAUACGUCUCUUAAAAUGCUCUAAGCUGUAACUUAUCCCAUGGCUGUGUGUCCUACAGUUAGGGUUUGUGCUCUUUAGUAAGGCAGCAUUUUAUUUUUAUGAAGGGCUGGAGAGCAGACAUGGGCUGGGUUUGGUGCUUCAGUAAAAAUAUCCCUCAUCCACACUGUGGAACCCUGUGCAGGAGCUUUGCCACGCAGUCAGGGCUUGGCUAGACUGCCAGAGCAAUUUGUAUAGACCACAAGCCCUUGAUUAUCAUGGUAACCUCCAUUUGUUAGCUAAUAUCUUGUGAUCAGAAUAGCUCAUCUAGCAGUUAAAAUUAAACUAACAUCAGUUGCUCUCUGGUUUUCACUGAGGAGAAUAAACACUGCGCUGGAAGAGACAAAAGAAGAAAGGCCUGCAGUAUCUUCAGUGGAGAGAUUGAGAGAAUAACAGUUAAGAGAGGUUUUGCUGCUCUGUUUUCCUUGCUUAAAAAGGGCAUCCUCCGUUGCAUGCUGUGCCUGCUUUCUGCCCACAGUUGGCAGCAGGAUGGCAUCUGCCAGGGUCCCAAACACCACUCUAGCACAAACUUGCAAACAUGCCUUUUACAUGGGAACAUCUUGCUAGGGAACGUGCAGAACGGCAGUGACCUGGGCUUUCAAAUUAAACUGUUUCAUUGUUUUAAAAUAAAGUCUGAGAUCAGACUUGUCUUUUUAAAUCUAAUCAUCUGAUUCUUAAAACUAUCCGAUAAUGAGUACUGUUGGAAUACUUUUUUUAAACAAUUCCUUGUAUAUUUCAGUGGAAACUAUCUUCCUGGUAGAUUUGUAUAGGAAGAGACUGAAAAGUGUGGUUUUUUUUUAUUAUUUAAUUUUGGCCUCCUAUACCUGUACAUGUUUAAAAUUUGCUCAUUUUAUGGAUAUAUUGAACCUGGAUAUUUCUAAUUACUGUAAAAGUAAAAGUGGACAUGGAUGCUGAGUAGAAUGUGACUCCUUUUGUGAGUCAGCCUGAGUCAUUGGAACCAUCGCCUGGCUGAAGCAACAAUCAGCUCAGUUAGGCAUUAGCGGCAUGUUACAAUUAUUAUGCCAGGCUCCUUUUUGUAAAGCAGAACCAGCUCGGGGGGGGGCAUAUUACAAUUGUACUGUAUUCUUGGUUAGUAAACUCCAUCUACCUGGGUGAUACAAAUCUCUGCUUUGCUAAUGCAAGUGUUAUAUGAAGAUGAACAGCUGUGGUGUCUUGCUAGUGAUAACAGCAGACCAAUGUAAUUCCAAUAAAUGCCCAGUGAAAGAGGGCAGGUGAUUUC